This is a messenger RNA of Scylla paramamosain (green mud crab), 4059 nucleotides long. RefSeq names its product receptor-type tyrosine-protein phosphatase alpha-like. Gene Ontology annotation, biological process: protein dephosphorylation. The transcript has 17 exons. The record is from RefSeq and is a predicted model, not a curated record. Gene Ontology annotation, molecular function: protein tyrosine phosphatase activity. The coding region runs from base 488 to 2665 and encodes 725 amino acids. Lineage: Eukaryota; Metazoa; Arthropoda; Malacostraca; Decapoda; Portunidae.
UGUAACAUUGUCAACGUGCCAGUCUGUGAGCAACACGUGUCUCGUCUCCUCGUCCUUUUAGCGCACAACAAGCAAGAACAUACACGAAAUACAUACUACAUCUUGCAUUAACGCACUCAUACACACGUUCACGUCAAAGGACUUCUUAACAAUGUUGCCGAGAUACAUAAAGAAAUAAUGAUAAUGAGAAAAAAAAAAAACUAUUCAUGAAAACAUUCACAGUACUUUUGAUGAAGCAUCUGCAUAUACAUUCUAAUUAGCAUGUUUCUGUGUAUACGUAUUCCGAACAAUCUGAGGUAUCCAUAUUUGAAUACACAACUGUAGCAUUCAUUUUAGACCUAACGCGCACACACAAAUAGGAAAUAUUUGAAAAAAAAAAAAAAAAACAAAUAAACACGAAACAAAAGGGAAAGAAACAUUGAAUCAGAAAGCGUCGAGAGCAAGAAACGCGAUUGAAUUUGUGGAAUUACGCGAAGCAAGGCAAGAUAUGAAUUCCGUGGUCGAUCGAGUGAUACUGGUAUGCCGGAAUCCCCGAGGUAUUGGCAGAAAUUACUGGCACCCAAUAAGAAGUGUCAUAAGGGAAAAGAGGGUGAAGAGCACACUGAGAACACACUGGGGAAGAUUCAAGGAUCGGAUGACAGUCAUGUGCGGGCAAGCAGAUCUCUCCUUCAGGAACCUUCUGGCACGUUUUACGGAUGGAGAGAGGGAGGGGUCAGCACGAACAGUAGACAGUGGCGGUACAAGUCAUCCCCAGACGGAGAGCCAACCCCGCCGCCACUGGCCUUUGAAAGAACUUGGCAGCCCUGUGGAUUACCUCGCCAAAUGUAGGAGGGAAUCAUUAGCACAGCCGCCUACUGUUCCGCUUUCUAAAGAAAAUGAAGGAGGAGGAGGAGGAGGAAAACCGGCUCAGUCAUCGGAGACGUAUGAUCUCCCUGACCCCUUCAGCUCCGAAGAACUGGAGCACUACCUGGUUCGAGCCACAAACUCCACUAACUUGGACAUCCAGCUCCAGAGCGUUCCCAAGGAGGACCCAUCGCGCAGCAGAACGUACGCUAGGAUGCCCACCAACACCAAGAAAAACAGAUACAAGAACAAUACCCCAUAUGACGACACGCGAGUGGUGCUUGAGGGUGACGCACAGUCUGACUACAUCAACGCCAGCUACAUUGAGGGUAAUGAAGGGCCACGGAUCUUCAUAGCCACCCAGGGACCGAAGGAAACCAACGACCGCACAAUCGAUGACUUUUGGAGAAUGGUGUGGCAGAACAAGUCCAAUGUGAUUGUCAUGCUGGGGAACCUGAUAGAAGGAGGCCGGGGUAAAGUGAGCCAGUACUGGCCAGACUUUGGAAUGAAGCAGAAGUACGGCCUGGUGGAGGUGGAGAAGAAAUCAAUAAAGCAUGAAGUGAACUGGAUCCGCAGACACUUAGUGGCCAGUCAGGGGAGUCAAAGCCGAGAUGUGCUUCAGUACCACUUCAUCAAGUGGCCGGACCAUGACGUUCCACACAGCCCCUAUGGCGCCGCCCGCAUGAUCGAAGACAUGUUGAGGUGGCACUGGAGCGGCCCACCUGUCAUUCACUGCAGCGCUGGCUUGGGGCGCACGGGAACCUUCCUGUUGGUGUUGCGAUUACUGGACGACCUGCAAUACAAAGGCUGCUUCAAACCUCUCGACACACUGCACUCCAUCAGGAAAUGCCGUGCCAACCUCUUAGACAAUCAGCAUCAGUACAGGUUCGCGCACCACAUUCUGUUGGAGAUCUUAUACGGCAAGGAGACGCGCCUCCCUGUUCACCACAACUUCACCAAGGAUAAAAUUCCAGAUCAAUACAAGGACCUGAAUAGAGUUCCGCGCACCCUUACCUACAAGUGGGCGAGGUCACAUGACGUUGCCCUAAAUAGACACACUUCCGUUCUUCCACCGGACGGGCGGCACAUACCCUUGGGGACGAGUCGCAGCAAGCAGUACGUGAACGCCGUGCGGGUGCGUGACUCCAACCUGCGCGACACCUUCCUGGUUGCCGAACACCCGAUGAGCCACACCGUCGGGCGCUGCUGGCGGUUGGCGUACAUGACGAGAGCCUUGGCCUGGGUUUUUCUCCACAACUACGAGGAGAGUUACGAGGACUUCCCAUCUAUCCUGCCCCCCUACGGCUGCUGCGAGCUGGAAGGCGUCACCGUGCAGCUUACUAGCAUAGACAAAAAGGAGUUCUUCACUGAAAGGUCCAUCACUUUGGUUUCCAACGGCGUGACUCACAAGAUUCGGGUACUCCAUUUCAAGAACUGGAGUCCCACCAGUGACCUGCCCUUUCCCCUCCAGUCACUUAUCUUCCUUGUGAUGCGCCUGCAAGAGAUUCGCGAAUCGUCGGAUAAUAAAGUCAUCAUGGUCAGCUGCAGUGACGGCUACUCCGCCAGUGGGGUGCUUGUAUCCCUGAUGAGGAUGGUGGCCGAGAUUGACCUCACGCGGACUAUGGAUGUGUACAGGACAGUGCAGAGUUUGCGCUUCGACCGGCCCCAGUUUAUCAUAUCUCAGGACCAAUACCUUUACCUCCAUGAUGCUGCCGUCGUUUACUUUAAAUCGAUAAAGUUAAAGCAACAGCAGAAGAACAAACAGGUACAGCAGACAAAAAACGCUGAGACAAACGAGUCAGAACACGAAAAAACCGAAUGAAAUCAAACUAAAGAAAAGAAGGAAAUAGAAACAUAAUAAAAUACAGAUGUGAGGUGAAAGGAUAUCGAAACUGGAAAGUUGAAACGAAUAAAUGAAGAGACAGAAACAGGACAAGGAAAAUAAAUUAAAUCAAUGAGAGAAAACUGAAAAAAGUACUAAAAAAAAAAAUUAUAGGCGAGGAAAACUGAAAAUAAGAAGGAAUGAAAUGAGACGAGAGAAAAAAAAUCAAGCUAUUGAGAAAAGAAAUCGAGAGAAUCGAAGCUAAUCGAAGAAUUAAAAAAGAUCUGACUCAUCGAAUAUAAAGUCAUAUCAAAUGAAAGCCGAUAAAAAAGGAAAAAAAAGUGAAAGACGUAAACUUAAGGAUCAUUUACGGGGAAGAAAACAGAAAGGAGAGAAACUUUUUAAUAUAGUGCUGUAGUGAACACGAGAUACUUGAAAAUUACAAGGAAAGCAAAAAAAGACACUGUGAUAGCAACCCUUUGACCCUUUUUCUGCCAUGGCCAUUCUUCCUUAACCUUCCUAGCACUGUAAGAACGGUUUGCAUGAAGACACAAGAGAGAAGAGAGGGGAAAACAGAAGGUAAGACUGUCCUUCUAAAACUACAAAAUAUUUACGAGAGCGUGGCACAAAAAUACUGUCUACAAAUUUACAGAAAUAAAAGAAAAAAAAAGUUGUGUAACAGUGAAAGGGUUAACUGCUAUUAGGCACAUUUUCCCUUAACCACAAACUUCUCAGAGGUAUUUCCUUUUCUUUAACAGGCACCUCUAAAUGUACGAAAAAUUACACUGAAAGUCCUUUUAAAGAGUGCCACGUAAAUUAAUUCUAUUGGCUGUUCAGUCUGCAGGAAAAUGAGAAAAAUAAGAGAGAUGAAAAUGGAAAAAAAAUCAUUAGUUUCGCAUCUUAAUUGUAAAGACGAUACACCAGUUCUUUAUUAUAAACCUCGCUACUUACACUACGUACAGCCAGUCUCGUGUUGAGUUCCUGUCAGGAGGGAACAGCCACACGUCUUGCUCUGGGCGGGUGGUGACUGGUGAUUACCAACAUACACAAAUAUGGUGGACCGCUCAUCCACUUACCUCCACGAAGCUCCGACCCUGAUUCAAGAUAGAUCGUUUCCAUAUUCUCACUAAUAUGGAUCAUUCUCAAUACUGAGUUUGUUUUCACGGAAUUCCUUGCACUAAAAGUUGUACGGCAAUACGUAGGGAAUAAAUGGAAUACUGUUCUUUCCUCUCUUAUAUGUCAAUAAACUUAAUUUCUUGUCCACUUUGCAUUGAUUAAGUAAACUUACAGAUAUAUGCAUAUUGGAAACAUGCAACUGCACUGAUGCAGAACAUUAGCGCAACACGGGCCUCGCCACUGCCGGCCGCUGCGUUCCUCUCCGUACUUUUUUUUUU